Amoebophrya sp. A25 is the source of this 5451-nucleotide messenger RNA. NCBI's taxonomy places the organism in Eukaryota, Dinophyceae, Syndiniales, Amoebophryaceae. The record is from the annotation of a GenBank genome assembly.
GGUUCCAAAGAAGAAAGCUUGUUUGUCAAAUUAUCCAGGGAAAUGAAUGCGCUGUUGGAACAACGUAAGUUUGAAUUUUACGUUGACGGCAAAUGAGCGGCUCUCUCUGCCGCGUGAGAAAUAUUCCACAAGAGAUACUGACCAGCAGUAGAAAAUAGUUGAAGAGUACGGUGAAAAGAGGUUGAAUGGAAUCUCCUAUGCCAAUACUACAUGACUGUAGAUGAAGGCUACAAGGUAUGUAACAUCCUUCAUGAUAGUAGAAGAGGACGAAGCCGCGGCAAAUGCUACGAGAGUGACCAAGACGGCGGUCACGUUGAGAAAGCUAACCGAAGCGACUGUGGUCGGCUGACUGUAUUAUCGACUCUCGCAGUCGUCCACGGUGUCGUAUUGCUAAGCGUGCUGCCGACAUAUCACCUUCUUCGCUUUGACUGCCAGCUCCUUCAGCUACAGUCAUGACAAUCUUGGUGGUCGGUAAAAACAGCACCACUACGAGGACAGGAAUCAAAAAUACAAGUUGAGAAUAGAGAAGACGAAGGACCGACUGCGACUCAUCGACGACAUCUCUGAUACGAAAUAUUAGCAAUGAGAAAUGACAGUUUCUUCGGUCACACGGAAGAGGAGUAACGUUCAGCGUCAACUAGGUCGAAGCAUCGUCAGUAGCUGCAAUUCAGCGAUGUUACUACAAGAGCAAGGAAAAGAAGCUUAAGGAGGUAUAACGGGAAGGAGAGAGUAGCUGCAUCCGGAACAUACAGCACACAGGCAUAAUAUCAGAAGCAGGACCGAAGAUAGUAGUUUUAUUUCUUUGCAGAAUCCAUCCUCUAGUACAUAGUACCGUAGAAGGAUCAUCAUGGUGUUCCCUGCGAAGCCGACACCACCAUCGCCUUCGGAGGCUGCUGAGCGUAUCCGCUCAGCGGCUGCGAAGGUAACGCCGAAAGGCCUGAAUGUCCGCAAAAGUCCCAGUAAUUUGGAGGAUCCCGCGAUCGAGGCUAAGAUACAGGAGGUUCAGGCGAAACUUGAUGCUCACACCUGGAAAGAUCUCGCGGAGAAGGACCGUGCCUAUCUCGAAAACUAUUUCGCGAGCAAAUGCAGUACUUCUCCCUAUGCUCGCUGAAUCACGACUCUUCAUUGUUUUCUACUCUUUCUCAAAGGUAUGCUUCUCUUUCUUUUCAGUAGUUGUGAAAAGAAUUUAUGAAGAUGUGGCUCUUUGCCGCGAGAAAAUGCAUUUACAUCCUUCACAUCCCAUAAGCCUUGUGCGCAAUCAAUUAUAUCACUAUUGAAAUAUUUUUAUUUUCAUUUUGUAUAUGAUCUUCACCCCACCUGUCUGUGUGCAUGAGACCACAUCAUGCAUCAAUCUCCAAUCACUCAAUCAUUAAAUGCUCCAACAGGAAUGCGGCGGUUCGUGCUUUCUUGUGAUGGUUCAGUCGAUAAGACGUUCGAUGCUUUGAAGGCCGUUGUGAAGAACCGUUGCGCCCAUGAUCUGUGGGGCCUCUGCCAUCGGCCAAUCAGUGAAAACGUGGAGAAAGCACUUAAAUCUGGUACAACUUCUGUGUAAUCUUGUUGAAGUCCGAGUGCUUUCAAUGAAUUUUUUAAUGAGAGUUUAGAAGUACUAUAGAUGAGGUGAUGAGAAAGCAGUACUAAGUAGUGCUAUUAAGUGAUGACCAUUUUCAUACACAACUCCAGGUGCCUUUUAUUUUCAUGGGCUGACGCAUGAGGGUUAUCCGCUGAUGCUGCACAAGGUGAGGAAUUUCGACGGCAGGGUCGCAGAGAAAGAGCGCUUGAAAGCGGUAUAUAUGUUCCAGGGCUUGUGGCUACGGUACCCCUCCUAGCGUAGGGGGGGUACCGGUAGCCCCGGACCCCUUUUGGAGGCGUCUGCCGGGGGUGGAAGGCCUCAAAAGGGGGCCAAGUGACCUCCUCCGCUCCCUUCCAGGUGCUUGGCUGUCCCCUAGAGGCCUCCGACGUUGGUGGAAGGCCUCAAGGGGGGCCCAAGUGGCCCCCUCCGCUGCCUUCCAGCUGCCUGGCUGUUCCUUACAGGCCUCCGAUGUAGGUGGGAGGCUUUAAAAGGGGCACAACCAAGGGACCGCCUGCGCCCCCUUCCAGGUGCGUGCCUGUGCCCUAAGUGCGUCCGAUAUGCUUCGCCGCCGCAGCAGUUUGCCGGUUCUGGAAGGCCUCCGAAGGCAGCAAAAGGCGAGGGGCUGGACCCCCUGAGCCGUUCGGCCUGUACCCUCCGGGCCCUUGGUCAUCGGCUUGCUGGCUCUUGCGACCGUGGCCGCCUUCGGCGGCGUUUUACCCUGGAGACCUCCCGCCUGCGAGGGUCAGCAGAGGCCAGGAGAUCCCUGAGGGACACGCCGAGAGGCGCAAGGGGCCGCCUGCGCCAAGUCUUGACGCCUUCCACCACUAGAAUCCGCGAAAAUCAGCGCGGAAAAGCGCGCGCGCGCCACCCCAGACCAUACCACAGGGGGGGGGGCGCCGUGCAGCCCUAUGACACAUAUGAGCAAGCGUCUCAUGAACAUGAUGACUUAGAGAAGAUGAGCUCACUGUGGUGAGAAAGUCAAAUCUCCGAGUUUCACUAUCAGAGAAGUAGAGGCUCUUGUACAACAUACAUGAUAACUACAUGAUACUGCAGCUCUACAUGAUCUACAACGAGUUCUGAAGUGAGAUUUUUGAAAUAAAAAAGCGACAUCAGAGUCACAGAAAAUCAUCACCACAGGUCUUCCAUGCGUUAGAUAGCAUGGAGCAACAAAUAGACAUGAGGGAGUUGUCAGACGGAACGCGUGUGCGAGACCGGUGGAUCAUGUUGCUGGACCAAAGCGGGACACCGAAAUACGGCGGCCCGAGUAUGGCCUUUGCAAAGCUGCUUCUCUCUUAUGUGCUUGAAAAAAAUUGCGUAGCUUACUUGGAAGAGUGCGGGUAGUCGAUGUUUCUUUGCGACAGAGACAGAGGUUGGGGCUUGUGCGUAACAUUCAUGUUGGAGAAACACACAACCCGCUGACAAUGAAUUGAAAUUGGUACAAUCCUGCCACAACAACUAUUUGAAACACUGAAUAAGAAAUCCACCUUUUCCCUCGUGCUUGUGAAGAAUCCCCUUUCAUGCGGUACUGAUUAUCAGCUUUUACCCGGAAAUCAUGUAUCGAGUUAUCAUAGUGGACGCCGGAACUUUUCCGAACAUGGUAUACGCUUUCGUGCGGCCUUUCCUGAAGGAGGAUACGAAAAAGAAGGUGGACUUCGUCAAUCGGGGGAAGAAGCUCUCAGCUACAAAAAGUAUUUGUAUCAUCUACAUCUUUUUUUUCCAUAACCUAAUCUAAUCUAACCUAACCUAACCUAACCGUUCUAGAACUGCAUGCACAUCGACAUCCAUCAUGACGAGGCCGUUUGUUAGGUUGGUAUUUUGUUCUGUUUCGCAACGCCGUUUAUGUAUAUUUUCGGUCAGAAGUGCAACCAAUACAGCCUGUGUUUAGGACUACUUGGUACAAAUGAUUGAAAUUAGGGACGAAGAGAGUCGCUUGUGUACCCGCCUACUACUUGUCAAUGAUUCAUCAAACAGAACUGGCUCUGGAAAAUUUGCUUAACACCAUCGGGCCGGAUCAUCUUCCAAGUGAAUACGGUGGCAAAAAUCCGAUGGAAUAUGACCCUGACAAUUGGAAGUUUGGCCUUUUAGAACGUACUAUAUGUACUGUACUUGUUCUUCUGGAUCCCUUUUUUUUGAAGUCCUAGCUGUGGCCCCUACUUCAAGAACUGGAGGCUAGUAGUUUGAUUAACGCGUAUUUUUGAAGACUAGCUACUUUCACUUAUAGGAAAUAUAAAUAGAAUUUCUCCAGACGACGAACACAAUGAACCCAGAUGACUCGAGAUGAACCGCUUUUGUAUUCAAAAACAAUCGAUAUUUGUAACUAUUUAAGUACUUAUCCAGAGUAAGGCAUCCCUUCAUCAAUUGGAAUAUUCAUUUUCAGUUCCGGCUUUAGUUGAACCCGAGCAGGGGGAGCAAGCCACGUGCUUGAGUCCAGACCAAGGUGCCAAUUUCCCAAAAAGACGAUGGUCGAAGGCGUCACUUCCGAAAAUCUUGAAAAAGCCUUUGACCAUCCGAAGUAGAACGGGCAGUCGCGAAAUUCUCGUAGAGGGUGAUGUUGGGACCGCAGGCGCAUCAGGGAACGCUACUAGUACAGCCACGACGACUAGUACAGCCACCGGUGGGACGAAGUCGUCACCUGCAGAAAUAGUACCAGUAGCAGUUGGGGUGGGAACUUAUGGCAACGUUGGUGAUUGAUGAUUUGUACUCACAUAAACGCGUCGCAGAGGCCAUUCAUGGUGCGAAUGUUUCAGGCGGCCCUCGUUAAGCUAUCUGCUUUGCUUGCCAAUGUAUGUGUCCUCUAUAAUUUCUCGAGAGUUUUUCUAAUACAGAAGUGAGGGUACUAUUGGAGGCGGACGGGAACGCAGUAGCGACAGCGCUGCCGUUUCCGUUGAUACGGCCUUGCCGGUCGUGUCAAUGGAAACCUUCACACCUCUCGGAGGUGGAGAUGAUAGAGUAGCAGGACCAGGAGUGACAGCGGCAGCAGACGUUGGCGACGUCGUGACAAAGAGCGGAAGUACGGAGUCCUCGAAUAGCAUGCUGUUGACAAAUCGCAGCCCACAAUCACAGCCAGGUCCUCCAACGCCGUUUGGUGGCAACCAAGUUGUAGUGGAGACGGGAAUCAUCGGGGGCAAGAGGACGUCACCACUCUCACCGCCGCAAUUGCAGCACCCACUGGGAGCUGUAUCCUUGGGUGGUUCCGGGGAGAUGAUCAAAAGUGGCGAAUCUAGUAGACUCAGCAGCAAGGAGAGAGCGAAUAUUAAGAUCGAUUUUCUUCUUUUCUUUAUUUUCUAGUUAGGGCUCCAGCACUGGAAAAAUCUUUACAACUAUAACUCUGGGAUAGGGAUAAAAUGAUGCAAAUGACCCAUCUUUAUUUGAGCAUGUUGAUGAAGCCAUUUCCAUUGGUAAAUCAAGAUGUUGAUGUUUGUAGUUGCGCACUUUUUCCAUCUCCGGAAGAAUGUUAACUUGUUCUAAGAACAGCCUAGAUGCAGGGCGCAGGUUGGACGAUGAUCUAGCGUCAUUGCAUAGCUUUGCGACAGCGAUAUCCACUCACGACGCGCCGCAUACAACACACACUCCAGCAGGGGGAGCCGGAAUGCCUUUCCCGAGUCCAGCGACUGCAUGUAUUCAAUGAUUCUCACUAGACUAUAACUAUAUGGUCCUACCUCUGUAGCACAUCGUCAGCGUAUGAAAAUGAUCUUACUUCGUGUUUGAUGUUUGGGGAUUGGCUUACAGCAACAACAAAUUUCUCAGAUGCGGCACCAACGAUACCAGAAAAUUCCCGUUUGAAGGAUCCACUUGCGCCUUUCGACGAAAAGCCUGCGACCAGGUCAAAGUUUUGUUGUUGUGGCGCGGAACCCGCUCAGCCCCCUUUGUCGCGGAUCUAG